CCCUGCCUCAAACAUGCAUAGGGUACGCUGGCUGCCUCUCUGCGUGCGCCUGUGUAUUGUGAAGGCACGGUGACGCGUUUUUGCAGUGGUGUGUGUUGGUGUUUGGUGUGAUGGUGCCCCGUGGUGAGAGAGGAGGCUGUCGGUGGGAAGGUGUACCCAAAACGAAGGGUGGACGCCUUGCUGCUUCACGGGCCCUACCUGAGAUCAAUACGCCCUCCCAUCCCAGCACCCACACCCGCCUGCCAGCCGCACAACUCAAGUCCAACGCUCCUACGCCUCUCACGCUCAUCUCCAGGCCUAUGCACUUAUUGGUGACACGGGGGAGCUCACUCUCAUGCUUUGUAAUGGCCAGAGAGACGCGAUAUUUGUGAGUGGCAAGGGCAGGGAGGCGGGGGUAGGAGCGCAUCGGCGGAGGCGAUGCGGCAGCUUUGGUGGUGGCGGUGAUGGUGGUGGUAGAGAGCUCAGUGUGGUCGAAGACAGGGUGAGAGAAGGAGGUCCGGGUCGGCGCGGACCGCGGGGACGGGACAAGGACCCUUUCGCACGUGUAGACUCAUGUGCAUCACUGCCAGACUCCGAGUGCUUAACCCGCCCCUGUGUGUCCGGCGGAGUGCGAGUGGCGCCAGAGAGUAGCGAGGGAGAAGUUGAGACAGGCGAGUGUUGAGUUGAGUGACCGUAGAGGAAGAGGUGUAGGCAGCCCCGUUAGAGGACAAAGGCCCAAAGCUGUACACACUACCAGCCUGCCACGAUUCUCUCCAAGCUUUUUGAUCCGUGUGUGUGUGCUGGAGAUUGCCCCUCCGCUGUGUGUGUAUGUCUGUAUGUGCGUGCGUGUUAGACAGUAGACAGUACCAUUAAGGAACCGUUCGGACAGCGACGAGGAACAGCCUCACUUCAUGUCACCCCAUCACUGCCCCAUCCAAUGAUCUCCUGAUUCUGUGCUCAAGUCGAGGACGUGUAGCUCGUAGGUAUUACAAGUGAAGCCAGCGUCACCCAGCACCACUGCCAGUGUUCAGGGAAGCACAUUCACUACCAUCACCACUGCCAAUCAUUACAAAACACCCAAGCUUCUGUACUCCGCCAAGCCGCCACAGCCACCUUCUCCCCUGCAGCCCCGUGAUCCAUUAGCCUGCCUGGGCAAUCAAGGCAUUCCAGCAGGUUCUCUACAUAGAUCCAGGCUUCAGCCGCGCCAAUGAGGUUCACUUGCGUCUGGGGUUGAUGUUCAAAGUCCAGAGUGACUAUGAUUCGUCUUUGAAACACUUCCAGUCAGCCCUCGUUGACGCCGGCCCAUCCUCCUUCUCCAAGCUUGAGAUCCAGUUUCAUGUUGCACACUUGUACGAGCUGCAGAACAAACACAGGUGUGCGCGGGAAGCCUACGAGAACCUGCUGAAGGAAGCUGACUUGCCCAACCAUCUACGGGCAGACAUCCAGCGCCAGCUAGGAUGGAUGUACCACACUGUUGACACUCUAGGAGAGAAGUCAUACCGGGAACUCACAGCCGUUCAGUACCUCCAGAAGUCCAUUGAGGCAGACCCCAAGAGUGGCCAGAGUUUGUACUUGCUUGGCCGCUGCUACUCUGCCCUGGGGAAGGUUCACGACGCCUUCAUUGCCUACAGGAACUCAGUGGACAAGUGUGAAGGGAAUGCUGACACCUGGUGCUCCAUAGGAGUCCUGUACCAGCAGCAGAACCAGCCAAUUGAUGCCCUUCAGGCGUACAUCUGUGCAGUGCAGUACGACAAGGGACACACCGCAGCCUGGACUAACUUGGGCAUCCUAUAUGAGACAUGCAACCAGCCUCGCGAUGCCCUCGCCUGCUACAUGAAUGCCACACGGGGUAACAACAAGGCCGUCAAUCCCAACCUCGCACCGCGCAUCAAGUUUCUCCAGCAGCAGCUGGCAAAUGCUCCCAUGCCGAGUGCAAUAAACAAGCCUCGGCAGCUGCUGAGCAUUGAGGAGGCCUGGAAUCUACCUGUCACCACAGACAUGUCCAACAGGCAGCAGACUGGCCAGAACCAGUCCGCCAGCCAGCGACCCCUGGCGGCCGGGGCCAGCGGCUACCAGAAGUAUGGGUCACCUUAUGUGGCCACCGGCUCCACAGGGCCGCCGCCGCCCUACCCAGCGGCAGGAAAUGACGCCAAGCGCUUCAAGCCGGACAUCACAGCCGACCAGCAGCGGCCACACUUCUACCUCAACCAGCAGCAGAUGCAGCUGUUGCACUACCUGCAGCAGAACCAAGCCAACCUGACGCCACAACAGCAGCAGCAACUCACUCAGCUGCAGCAGAACUACAGGGUCAUGCAGCAACAUCAGAUGAAGAUCCACCAGCAGCAGUUACAACAGCAGCAACAGCAGCAGCAGCAACAACAACACCAGCAGCAGCAGCAGUCAGCCGUGCCUGGCCCUCAGGUGUCCCCAAACCUGGGCCAGGCGCCAGGCUACACCCCGGGCGGAACAAUGGUGCGGCCCAGCCCGUCAGGCCACCACAGCUUCACUCCACAGGCCACCAAUGGGGUCAACAGAGGCUAUAUUCCCCAAAGACCCCAGACACCCACCACUAACUUCAGUCAGCCCACCCAGGCAUACUCUCAGCCCUCAUCCACCGGUGGGUACAUCAGCCAGUCCCAAGCCUACACAAACGGAGUGCCCACCACUUCUGCCAACUACAGCUACAACAAUGGUUACAACAACUCCAACAUCAACGAGGCGUUGCCCAAGGACCUGAGUGGCAUCACGCCCGAGACCACUGUCAGCGACCAGGAGCUCCAGGAGUUGAAGGAGCUUAUAAGCCAGAGGGAGUUCACCACGUCACUGGCCGAGGACCUUCUGAACCGCCUAGCGCAGGGCGAGGACGUCAUCGACGAGCUCACCAAGGCCGGCGACGUCGGGCCUGAGGUUGCCCUCCCCAACACCACCUUCUCCACCACCACCACCUCACCCUCCACCACCUCUGCCCCGGCCACGGUCUCCACUUCGGUGAGCCUGCAGCCGGGAAUCCCCCACAUCAAGCAGGAAGAGCCAGAUGUGAAGCCCUCCACUCAGGGCGUCAUAUCAGAAGCCAAGCCCCGCCUGAACAUGAGACUGUGUGAUAUCAAGGUGGAGCCUACAACAGAGCCAGUCUUCUCCAUCAGCAUGGCCAGCACAGAGAUCAUCAACGGGUGCAAGGGUCAAGGCAGCUGUGCACGCAACUCCAGCAUGGUCACGGACAGACAGGUUCCCCCAUCCUUACCAGAACCACCCAAGGUUAUUCUAAACAAGGAGCAGCUACUGCCCAACACACCAUCAGUACUUCUAGACAACAAAAAACUAGCCUUCUCACCACAGCUGCAGGAGUUCUGUCUGCAGCAUCCAAUAGCUGUAGUGAGGGGACUUGCCUCAGCCCUUAAGCUAGACCUGGGUCUCUUUUCAACCAAGACCCUCGUGGAGGCCAACCCUGAACACUCUGUCGAGGUGCGGACCCAGAUGAAGCAGGAGGCCGAUGAGAACCUUGACCCGACCACGGAGGCCAAGGUGUGGCCGUGUGCAAGUCACCGCUCCCACACCACCAUAGCCAAGUAUGCCCAGUACCAGGCGUCCAGCUUCCAAGAGAGCCUCAAAGAGGAGCAGGAUAGGAUAGCCGCCGGCGCCCCAAAGACUGACGAUAGCAAGAAGAAAAAGACUCCCAAGACGAUUAAAUUUGGUACAAAUGUCGACCUCUCAGAUGAAAAGAAGUGGCGACCGCAGCUGCAGGAGCUGAUGAAGCUACCGGCCUUCGCGAGAGUGGUGUCAGCCGGCAACAUGUUGUCCCAUGUGGGUCACCCAAUUCUGGGCAUGAACACUGUGCAGCUGUACAUGAAGGUGCCGGGCUCCAGAACACCCGGCCACCAGGAGAAUAACAACUUCUGCUCCAUCAACAUCAACAUUGGCCCCGGGGACUGUGAGUGGUUUGGUGUGCCUGACGCUUACUGGGGAGUCAUCGCCAACAUGUGUGAGAGGAAUAGGACCAAUUACCUCCAUGGGUCCUGGUGGCCCGACCUUCAGGAAUUGUAUGAUGAGAAUGUUCCUGUGUACCGUUUCCACCAGAAGCCGGGAGAUAUGGUCUGGGUCAACUCAGGUUGUGUUCACUGGGUGCAGGCCGUGGGUUGGUGCAACAACAUAGCAUGGAAUGUGGGGCCACUCACAGCCCGCCAGUACACCCUUGCUCUAGAACGCUUCGAGUGGAACAAACUGCACAGCUUCAAGUCCAUUGUACCUCUUGUUCACUUGUCGUGGAACCUGGCACGGAACAUCAAGGUGUCUGAUCCCAAGCUCUUUGAGACCAUCAAGGGCUGCUUAAUGAGAUCAUUCCGUCAAGUCUGUCUGUCACUAGACUUUGUGAAGCAGUGUGGCCUGCAGACCAAGUUCCACGGGAGGACAAGGACUGAUGCCUCACACUAUUGUGGUAUCUGUGAGAUAGAGGUGUUCAACGUGCUGUUUGUGAAGGAGCAGGAGAGGCGGCACGUGGUCCACUGCAUCGACUGUGCGCGUCGCCAAGCCCCGCGCCUCGAGGGCUUCGUGGUGCUGGAAGAAUACCACUUAAAUGACCUCUGCCAGGUGUAUGACAACUUUGUGUUGCACUCGGUGCAGGGACAGACGUUACCAGGCCAAGUACCAACCCCACCCCCUUCCUCCUGCACCCCCACCCCCCUUACAUGACCAACCCCAGCCCUAGUGGUGGCACCCUUGUCCUUGUGACAUGGGAAGGGCUUAAGCCACACUACAUCAAUACCAGGAAUCUAAAUGAAUAUUGCCCCUAAAUGGACAAAGCUGUAGAUCCAUUUUUCCCAAGAGACACUCAGCAUUAGUGUGUUGUAGUGCAUUACUGCAGAGAUGAGGCAAUGCACUACAAAUAGUCUAAGGUAUAACUAAGAUUACCAUCACUGCCAGUGCACCUUCCAGAAAGAGGCCUUCCUUUGUUGACUCCUCACAGUCACAUUGGCCACAUUUUUCACACCUGAUCUACUUGGAGGUGAUUGCAGUGAGAAAAAAGGGCAUUAUGAAAUGGUGCCUGAAUGAAGAGUGAAUGGGGAAAAGUGUGAUGUAUGUGAUUGUGAAAUAAGCACAUUGGAACUGUAUCUUGUUUUGCCACUCUGCCAGGCAUGAUGAUCUCAACGACUCAAGGAAAUGGGGCAGAUGCAACACUGACUAUGAGUGAUCUGGACAAGUGUGUUUGUGCCGACGUCCAGUGUGAGAAACUCUGUACAUGCAGUUUUCAGGACCCACCAUGUUCUUUCUUGAUAAUGUAGUGGUUGCCAAGAUUGCGGAACAGCCAGUGCUGACGUUAGCUGUAGUUGGGGUGGUAGAUAUUGCGUGUGGUUGGUGGUACUUCCCGAUCUUUAUUUAUUAGCCUUGCCUGCGCAUUAUGUUCUCUUCCAAGUUACCAGCUGAAGGGACUGGCCUAGUUAUAGUCAUGCAGACGUGUGUGUGGAUGUGUGUGUGAUUGGGUGUGUGAGUAUGUAUGUGUAUGAGUGUGCAUUAAAAGUUUCAAAUCACUGCCACAAGAAGUGAGUGUUUUUUAUCUUGUGAUAAUCUCAACUGCCACAAAAUCUUAAAACUGAAACUCUCACUUAGAGCUUACCCAAUCAUAGAUCUUUCCACAUGCAGUGUUCUGGAAUAUUUGUGAUCAGCAGUUUAAUGCCUGAAUUGGAGGACUUGAGUUGGCACGCGCCCCAGCUAGUGUCCCACCCCCAAACCAGCAUCCGUCCUCUGGUGUCCAUGAAGGAUGGUGGGCAGGGAAGGGCAGGUCGUCUUGGUUUCCGUUUCCCCGCCAUUUUUACAGGACAUCUCCCGUUGCGUCACCGCCACUGGGAGUCCGGCAUCACCGCCCAUGUUGUGGCUCGCCUGGCAUUACGUGCAACACUACAAAAAGUUUUAUGACAAUUCUAUUGGGUUAUUAAUUAGUUUAAUUUUCGGUAGGUUGAUAAUUGUUAUGAUUUUCUUGUUGAUUAUAUGUUAUGACGUGAAGAAAUUUACUUUUUUUUUUGUGAGUUUAUGGAUUUUUCUUUGUUUUUUGGUGGAAGUGAGGUGUUUUCCCAUUAGAGGCUCAUGUCAGGUGAAAUGAUGAGCAGCAGCCCUCCAGGAAGCCUCAGGAUGCUUGAGAGGAGCUGAGUGAAUGAUAAGUGAAUGCUCAACAAAUUGUACCUGAAAUGGGCGUGCCUAAGGAAGUAAGUUCCACACAAUAGAUUUUUUCCGCCAAUGCUGUUGACCACAAGUCCAUAUGAUUUCCUAGCAUUGUGGAAGUCUGAAAAAGUUGUGAGCUCUGAGCUGAGAUCUCUUAAACAAUAUAUCCAUACCAGAAGGCUGUGCACCAAGGGCCAGGUGCUUAGACCGGACGCACGCGACUGCACCACCAAAUUAUCCAUUGCCGUAGUGAGCGAGCGGCUCCGCCACGGGCAGCAGCAGAGCUCCAUGCGCCGUCUAAGGACUCUGGUCCCUCUUCCUCUCCACUCCUCCCUAUUGACUCACCCCAAACCUCCUUCCUGUAAAACAUUGUGUCUUGUAUAGUUUUCAUGUGACACAUUCUAGUUUGUCCUCAGUAUUACACAUGGAACAUAUUCAUGCUUUUAUAUGAAAUUCAUCUGUCCUGUGUGUGAACAAGUGUCCAGUCACAUCCAUUAUAUUUUGUAGCCAUGCAGUAGCUGAGUGUGGCCCAAAUAAUUUUUCCCUCUAGCAGGUUUUUGUAAAUCAAUCUCUUGAAUUCCUUACAGUUAGGUUUUAUUUAUGUUAUUUAAUAUGUAUGGAGUUUUCUAUUUGUAUGUAAUGUAUAGAACACCCCAAGCCCACUUUCUCACGGUGUUGGAGGCGCCCCCGCCCGGGGGGGUCUCUUCUGUACAAUUUUGGGAGUAGGGUUUUUUCUCGAAAAGUGGACAUAGUUAAUAAGGUGUGGGUGGAGUGGAACUAUUUGUAACAACUGUUGGAGUAACAAUUCAGUUUUGUUAAAGGCUUUCCAAAAUAUUUUGCAAGAAAGAAUUUUAUUAGCUUUAUAAAAAUCAUAUCAUCCACCUCACAAAUUCAUACAUUUCAGAAAUUUCAUCUACGUUUAUCCAGAAAAGUUUAGUUGAGAGAGCUUCUCCGCUCACACCUGUUUCAGGGAUCUGUGUUGACCUUGUGUCCAGUACUGUACAUAGUAAGUCCGCUAAUAAAGCCUAACCCCACUGG
This is a messenger RNA of Scylla paramamosain (green mud crab), 7167 nucleotides long. It is a transcript of the gene Utx, whose product is annotated as lysine-specific demethylase 6A-like. Gene Ontology annotation, cellular component: MLL3/4 complex. Gene Ontology annotation, biological process: regulation of gene expression. Gene Ontology annotation, molecular function: RNA polymerase II cis-regulatory region sequence-specific DNA binding; chromatin DNA binding; histone H3K27me2/H3K27me3 demethylase activity. Bases 1213 to 4665 code for a protein of 1150 amino acids. The record is from RefSeq and is a predicted model, not a curated record. Lineage: Eukaryota; Metazoa; Arthropoda; Malacostraca; Decapoda; Portunidae. The transcript has 10 exons.